This is a messenger RNA of Amblyraja radiata (thorny skate), 1024 nucleotides long. It is a transcript of the gene arl9, whose product is annotated as ADP-ribosylation factor-like 9. The record is from RefSeq and is a predicted model, not a curated record. NCBI's taxonomy places the organism in Eukaryota, Metazoa, Chordata, Chondrichthyes, Rajiformes, Rajidae. The transcript has 4 exons. Gene Ontology annotation, molecular function: GTP binding; GTPase activity. Bases 72 to 743 code for a protein of 223 amino acids.
GGGCGUGUCGGCGGCGGGGGGCGGAGGCCCGGCCCGCCAGUGGUUCCGGGCGCCGCCGCCAGUGGCUGCCGAUGCUGGAGGGAGUUUAUCGCGCCGGGCUGCUCGCGUUAGCGGCGGUGCUGGGCGGGGGCAUCGUUUACGCCGCUUGGGGAAGAUGGUUCCGCGCCGAGAGACCGCAGAAGAAGGUGGUGGAGAAGGUGGCGCCGAAGGUGGAGGAGAAGCAGGAGGACGAAGAAAAUGCAAAACAAAUUCUUGUGGUUGGUCUGGAUGGAGCAGGAAAGACCAGUUUCCUCCACGGCCUGGCAACAAGCAUAGUUAAAAGAAGUGAUGGCCCCACCAAGAUGUUUAACAGUGUUCGCAUUCAGACCGAAGAUGUCGAGAUUGAAUUUCUAGAAAUUGGUGGUGGAGAAGGCCCACGUCAAUUUUGGUCCGAUCACCUGCCAGGAUCACAGGCACUGGUUUAUGUGGUGGAUUCAGCAGAUCACGAUCGGAUGCCACUUGCUAAACGGGAACUGCACCAAUUAAUUCGAGGAGACACAACACUUCCUGUUGUUGUUUUAGCCAAUAAGCAGGAUAUCAAAGGGGCAUGCACCAUUCUAGAAAUUCAUGAGCGGCUUUCCCUUGAGGAUCUCGGCGACGAACGGAAACUUUUCCUCAUCGGAACCCACGUGUCAGAAAAUGGGACACAAGUACCGGCCAGCGUACAAGAUGCCAGGGAACUGAUUGCCCAGCUAGUGAUCUGAUGAGGCGUUGAACCUGCAAUGGAUUCUCGCGGUUUAACCACGAGUCACUGUUGUGUGAUGUAAUAUUACUAAAGCACAAUCAGGUCACAUUUGAUUGUGUGAUGUAGAAACUUUUUUUUUAAAUAUCUUAAGAAAUAACUGUAAUAACAAAUCUGGGUUUGGAAAAAGACUUUUACGCAGUGAUUAUCUAUGUUCCAUAUUUUCACCUUGAAGAAUCUGAUAUAUAACAAGUUUUCCAGUGCUUUUUAAUAUUUUAAAAUAAAUGAUCACUGUACACACUU